AAUUGUCUCCAAAUUCCAAAUUCCAAAUUCCAAUCUCUAAUCUUUGGUUAUUGAAAACCCCUUUGUUUAAAUUCUUCCCCUUUUCACUUUCCCAUUUCCAAUUUUUUUUUCUGGUCACCGGAAAUAUUUUCUUGAAAUUCCGGCGGUUGAUCGGAGAUGGUUCUACCGGAAAACACCAACUGGUUGUAUGACUAUAAUUAUGAAGAUAUAGUCACCCCUGAUGUCAACUUCUCAGUUUCUGGGUAUUCUUGGUCUAUGCAGGGGUUUAAUGGCUCAACUAAUGCUAGUGUUGAUAUUGAUGGCUCACUUGGUGAAUCAGACUGCCUGAAGGAAAGCGGUUGCAAGAAAAGGACAAGAGCUGAAUCAUGCACCUCGUCAAGUUCCAAAGCUUGCAGGGAGAAAUUAAGGAGAGAGAAACUGAAUGACAAGUUCAUGGAAUUGGCGGUGCUUCUUGAGCCCAGCAGGCCUCCAAAAACAGACAAGAGUGGCAUUCUUGUUGAUGCUGUUCGCGUGGUGACACAGUUACGUGGUGAGGCUCAAAAAUUGAAAGACUCAAAUUUGGAUCUACAAGAAAAGAUAAAGGAGUUGAAGGUUGAGAAAAAUGAGCUUCGAGAUGAAAAACAGAGGCUGAAGUCCCAGAAAGAGAAGUUAGAGCAACAACUAAAGACUAUGAGUGCACAACCUAGCUUCUUUCCUCCUGCCAUGCCCGGUGCUUUUGCUUCUCCAGUUCAAGCUGCAGGAACCAAGCUGGUGCCAAUCAUAAGUUACCCUGGAGUUGCCAUGUGGCAAUUCAUGCCUCCUGCUGCAAUAGAUACCUCGCAGGAUCACGUGCUCCGUCCUCCAGUUGCUUAAGUUUGCUGCUAAACCUAUCAUAAUUGACUUAACUUCGAUAUGUUGUUCUAGUUAAACGCUCUUUAGCUGUGUUAGUUUAUUCGUCGAGUCCUUUUGGUGUAUUUGGUGGAUAAUAGUAGUUCUCUUGUAAUCUUUGCACUUUUAAUGUGUUAAAUGCUGGUUUUAUCAACUGUAAAUUUUAGCAGGUUCAACCUGGCAUUUACGUAUACA
Molecule: messenger RNA, 1062 nt
Organism: Solanum stenotomum
Lineage: Eukaryota; Viridiplantae; Streptophyta; Magnoliopsida; Solanales; Solanaceae
Product: transcription factor ILR3-like
Exons: 5
Coding region: 157-852 (231 amino acids)
Biological process (GO): intracellular iron ion homeostasis; regulation of DNA-templated transcription
Molecular function (GO): DNA-binding transcription factor activity; protein dimerization activity
Source: RefSeq, a predicted model, not a curated record